Messenger RNA from Balearica regulorum gibbericeps (East African grey crowned-crane), 2070 nucleotides. It is a transcript of the gene ARHGAP28, whose product is annotated as Rho GTPase activating protein 28. The record is from RefSeq and is a predicted model, not a curated record. Lineage: Eukaryota; Metazoa; Chordata; Aves; Gruiformes; Gruidae. Gene Ontology annotation, biological process: signal transduction; regulation of actin filament polymerization; regulation of small GTPase mediated signal transduction. Gene Ontology annotation, molecular function: GTPase activator activity. Gene Ontology annotation, cellular component: cytoplasm.
CAUCUUUGUCACCAGCAGCGGGGCCGACAUGUGCCUAUGACCAUGGAGAUGAAGGACUCAGGCAGUGUGGUCCUGACAGCUUACCAUCCCCACAGCCCGGCCAGGAUCCCGGGCAUGGAGCAGAGCUUUGUGCAGGACAUCCCCCCCAGCCAUUCGCCUACCAGCAGAAAGUCUCUCCCUCGUUGUCGAAGAAUUAACAGGAUGCUUUCCAACGAGUCGGCACCUCCUCCUGCAUUUAGUCGCUCCAACUCACAGGCCUCUAUGGACAGUACUUCCAUGGAGGACUUCUGGUGUGAAGUGGAGAGCAUCAAGGAGAGCAGUGAAGAUGGAUCUGAAGAAGCAACACUCUUGGAGUUCAAACCUGCUGAUGAAGGGGAGCUGGAGGCAGAAUGGCUGCAAGACGUAGGUUUAUCUACGUUGAUCUCUGGAGCUGAAGAGGAGGACGGCCAAGCCCUGCUGUCCACUCUGACCCGAACUCAAGCUGCUGCCGUACAGAAGAGGUAUAACACCUACACUCAGACCCUGAGGAAGAAGAACAAGCACACAGUCCGGGAUGUGCGAGACAUCUUUGGCACCAGUGACUCUUCUCCCACAUUUGAGACAGUUCCAGUGUCACCAGUUCCUUCUAAUGGCAUCCAGCUUCCUGGGCAGAAGCCAGUUUGGAAAUCAGUUAGCUCUAAUAGCUGUCUAGACUGCGGACUAGAUAAAGGCAGCCCAUCCGUAACAGAAGAGCUCUCCUAUGAGGUCUCUUUCUCAGAAUCCAUUACAGUCCUUCCAAAAACCCAAGAAUGGCCAAAAAACCAGAGGUUCAAAAAGGAAGACUCUGCUUUGCCUAAAUUCAUUGUUCGGAAAAGCCGUUUUGGACUCACAGAGGUUGGAGACCUGUCUCCUGAAGACAUGAAGAAGAUCCGCUACCUCUCCCUGAUUGAGCUAACGGCCUUCUAUGACGCACUGGGGGUGGAGCUGAAGAGGAACCGCGUGGAAAGAGUGCGAGGACGAGAAAAUGGUUUGUUUGGAGUCCCUCUCACCAUACUGCUGGAGAAUGAUCAAAAGAAGGUUCCUGGAAUAAAAGUACCCCUCAUCUUCCAAAAAUUGCUGCUCAAGCUUGAGGAAACAGGUUUGGAAACCGAAGGAAUUCUACGAGUGCCUGGAUCUGCCUCCAGAGUCAAGAAUCUCCAUCAAGAACUAGAGGCAAAAUUUUGUGAAGACACUUUUGACUGGGACCAAGUACGAAAUAACGAUGCAGCAGGACUGCUUAAAAUGUUUAUAAGAGAACUCCCAAGUCCGCUUUUCACAGUAGAAUAUCUGCCUGCUUUCAUCACGCUAGUAGAAAAAAUUUCCAAGAUCAAGUUACAGCUGCAAGCUUUGCACCUGUUGAUCAUGCUGCUGCCUGAAGCCAACAGAGACACAGCCAAGGCCUUUCUUCAGUUCCUGAAGAAGGUGGUUGCUAAUGAAGGGAAAAAUAAAAUGAAUUUGUGGAAUGUUUCUAUGAUUGUUGCACCAAACCUCUUCAUCUACAAAGGGAAACGUGCAAACCAACAAGAAAUGCAAGCAGCAGCCACCACAGCGCACAUUGUGCGACUUUUAAUUCGGUACCAGGACAUCCUGUGGACAGUCCCAUCCUUCCUGAUUGCCCAAGUGAGAAAAAUGAACGAGGCAGCAAUGAACAACAGCAAGAGGCAGCUGAUGUUUGACAAAGGCGUGAGAAAACUUCUGAGGAGAAAGACGAUGGAACGGGAGAGACCUGAAAGACCAGAGGGAGCUGUCACUUUUCCCCCAUACCUGCAGUCUGACAUACCCGAGGGGGUGAUAAGAGUUUAUGCUCCACUGCAUUCAAAAGUCUCUAUGGCAAUUCAACUCAACAGCCAAACAAAAGCCAAAGACAUCCUGGCUCGAUUCCACUGUGAAAACAGCCACGGAUCAUCACAGAAAAUGAGAGGCCAGAUCCAAAGUUUACAUGAAAUUGGAGGAAAUAUAGGUCAGCACUGUUUGGAUCCAGAUGCAUACAUGUUAGAUGUUUACCGUGCAAAUCCUCAGGCAGAAUGGGUGAUAAAACCAAAAGCAAGCUGA